Molecule: messenger RNA, 5004 nt
Organism: Pomacea canaliculata
Lineage: Eukaryota; Metazoa; Mollusca; Gastropoda; Architaenioglossa; Ampullariidae
Product: gliomedin-like
Exons: 15
Coding region: 1047-3290 (747 amino acids)
Biological process (GO): signal transduction
Source: RefSeq, a predicted model, not a curated record
UUGCGGAGCGAGGGAGAUGCGGGGGAUGGGGGCGCCACUCUCGAUGCCGACACAAAGGCAAGUGCAUGGGACACACGGAGCUGGUGGUGGUGACAGGCGAGACCACACCAUCGCCUUUUUGCAAGUUUUUGAACCAGAUGCUUAGGGCCAGGGUCACAUGGGUUCGGCCGCAACUUUUCCUCCAGACUUUUCUCCUUCUUCAUUUUCUUUGUAGUUGACGUGGCGACUGCUGCCGAGUCAUCCUUGGUUCCACCCGAAUAACGACAAGUAGAGUUGACUGCCACCCUUUGCCCGCGGCAGGCUGUUUGCUGGAACUCGCUGGCUGCAGCCACCCGUAACCCGACAGACGGAAGUUGCAGCGGACGGGUAGCUAGUCACACCCGGGGUGCCUUCAGCCUCAGUGGCAAGAUUGUGUGUGCGAGGGCGGAAUGCCGGGACGAGCCGAGAGCUCUUGAACAUAGGAGAUCGAAACUACUCUCCGCUGACAGAGGGCGCUGCGCUCCUAACUCCUAAUGAGUGUUGGUGUCGUCAGCAGCACACCCGGGAUAGAGUGGACAUUUGGUAGCUGGAUCUGGUGUGCGUACCCUACCUGAACACAGGUCAUGCAGGUUGAGUGAACUGCCCUGACAGUCACCGCAACAGUCGCAGGAACGAGAGAGGAACCCUCUGUGAGCAGAGCGACUGUACAGCCAGGAACCCUGAGGACAGACACACCACGUGACCCCGACAGACAGCCGCCUGCACCCACAGAAACACGGACACCCGUCAGUCUCAGCCACAAACCCUUUGUGACAGCUUCGUCACACAAAUCUUCACAUCACUGAGCCCUGGCACUGAGCCCUGCCAGUGAACCCUAGCUCUGAGCCCCCGACACUGAGCCCCCGACACUGAGCCCCGACACAGCCCCAGCUCUGAGCCCCAACACUGACCCCCGACACUGAGCCACGACACUGACCCCAGAUCUGAGCCCCCGACACUGAGCCACAACACUGAACCCCCGACACUGAGCCCCGGCGCUGGGCCGUUACGGCGAGUGUGUCAGCAAGAUGGAGCCGAGCGCUGGGGAGACAACUCGCAAGGCAAUGGGCGUCGGUGAAGACAGUCACGUGACACAUCCUUCCACACUGAGGUCAAUGCGUGACGUCAAGUUCGCCCCCUCACACCCUGACGUCACGGUGGCGUCGCCACGUACAGUAAUGACGCACAUCUACGUGCUGUACGCGCUGGUGGGGGCGCUGUCCUCGGCGCUGGCGGCCACCAUCUGGCUGACGUCAUGUCGUCUGGACGCCAUGCACAGUGCCCUCGUCAGCAGCAAAGUGACGGGCGGCAAGUUCCCCACUCCCUCCGGUUGUCAUGACGACCUCUCCCAGCGUCUGCGCGACCUUCUGACCCCUCAGUUCCAGGCAGCCAGCGAUGCCAGUGCUGACGCUCAGGGGGAGAAUCUUUCUGACCUGCUGCAGAAACUGGAGGUCAUACGCCAGUCACUCAAAGGUGAAGGACGUCUCCCAGGUGACGAACUGGACACAAGAGAAUCAAGGACGAAAAGAGAAGUCUCGCCUCAAGGUAGCGUCCUGGGGGAGCAGGAAGACUGGGUGUGGAUGAGUUCCUUCUCUAGGAUACCCCGGUCCCAGGACAUGAAAGCAGCUUUGCAGGGCUAUUGCCGGGAUGCACAACUGUACUGUGCGGCGGAAGGAAAGCAGGGUCCACCCGGGGAGCCAGGACCCAAGGGAGACAAAGGACAUUCGGGGGCUCCUGGAAUGCCGGGUCCUCAGGGAGAGAAGGGCGAGGCUCCGGACCCGGACCUUGUGGCUCAGAACCUUGGCAGCAUGGAGCACAUCCGGGGCCCUCCAGGUCAUAAAGGAGACCAAGGCGAGAAGGGUGCACCCGGCGAACGAGGGAAUAUGGGCCCCCCAGGCCCCGAGGGCCGGCCCGGUGUGCCUGGUAUAGACGGCAUGAAGGGUGACAAAGGUGACACAGGUGAGCCUGGAGAGAAGGGAAUGAGAGGACUGAUUGGGUUCCCGGGCGUCAAAGGUGAGCCUGGCCCACAGGGACCUACAGGAGAACGGGGCUUCAACGGAGUGAACGGCGAGGAUGGAAAACGAGGUAGACGCGGCGAAGAGGGCCCACCCGGCCCACCCGGACCUCGGGGCACGGCUGGGGUUCCCGGGGUACCGGGGCUAAAGGGGUACAAAGGAGAUAAGGGGUUGUCGGGGCCAGUCGGACCAGCGGGACAGAAGGGAGAGAAGGGUGACAUGGGACACUGCCCCACUCUGUGUGUUGACACCAGGCAGCCUGCAUCUACCACAGCCCCCACGACCCUAGAGACAACCACCACACCCACUACUACUAUAACUACCACCACGACUGCGUCAACAACAACCAGAACACCUGCACCGACGUUGCCACCGCGUGAAGCUGUAUGCUCCGUACAGAUGAUAGGCAAACCCUACUUCAAGUCGGGCUCCUCCACCCACCAGGGGGCGUGGCUACGAGACCUUUCGCCCCUGAGCGGGCAAAGAGACACGCGACUGUGGGUGACCCACGGCAGCAGGGGCACGCGACUCUACGAGUUCGACGACGAAGCGGCCUUGACCCAGAACGACACGCGCACACUGUACGAGCUGGACGAGCGCAUGCCCUACAUGGGUACGGGCCACGUCAUCUUCCGCGACUCCCUGUACUACCACUGGGCCGACACCUGGAAGAUCGUCCGCUACGACCUGCGCAUGCGUGCUCCCGUGGCUGUGCACCAGCUGCACCACCGGGAAGCCCAGCUGUCCGGCGGCGAGCGCCUGUACCAGGAUGUUGAGGGUCUCGUGGAUUUUGCCGUGGACCAGACCGGUCUGUGGGUCUUGUACGCCAACCUUCGCCCCACGGCCUCACAUAGCGACACCUCCAUGGGGGACAACGACAACGGCAACAAUCGCAACUACCGCCCGAAACCCCCAGAAGACUGGGACGAGGACGUGGUGUUCUUGGCCAAGCUGGACCCCGACAGCCUCAACGUCCUCAAGAAAUGGACGCUUCGUCUGCCCUUGAACUUUCGUGGCAACGCCUUCAUGGUGUGCGGGACGCUGUAUGUCGUGCGCCACGCCAACCGCCAGCGGACCUCCAUCAGCUUCGCCUUUGACGCCUACACCGAUGAGGCGAAGAACGUGAAAAUCGCCUUCACCAACCCCUACGGCAACACGGCGCAGCUGGCCUACGACCCCAGAAAAAACGAGCUUCUGGGUUGGGACUCGGGCAACAUGGUGUUGUACCCUCUCCUGCUGAGUAACAACACCCUAUAGAGUGGCCCCCGACAAACCCUCCCUCCGCCGCCUUGUGGAGGGCGAUGUAGCGGCUGUCUGUAGGGGGAAUGAGUUGCACUCACUUGUAGCUGCUGGGAGUGUCUAGGGUGGAGGAGGUAAUGAAGACAAAAAGAGGGAGGGAAGUGUUUCCUCCAUGUGAUUCACUACGUCACGUGAAGGCUUGUGGUUCGCUUUCUUCCCCUGCAACAAUAUUUCUUCAUGUCUUCUUUCAAUAUGAGCAAAGCAACGUCCAAUGUUUUCUCGUAUUGUCACGUGUUCGCUACGUGCUGGUCAGAUAGCUGACGUCACCUACGUUGAAACAACGUCGACGACUGGCGUCAGGUGACUGGACAGACGACGGUGUCGUGUGCUGGUGAACAUGGACUGUGGUGUUGGUGUCGUUGUGGAGGCCGUGAUGUGGUUAUUGAACUAACUCCAUUUCUGUCGCAGUUGUUGCCAUGUAUAGCGGUUGUUGUUGUGUUGUUUGUUGAUGCGUUUACCUGGUCGGCCGCCCGUCAGGACUGGUGACGCUCAGAAAUAAAUAUUGCGAAACUAUUUUCUAGCUGUUACAGAAUGUUUAGUUAGUCCGUGCAGAGCUUACAAAUGUUUAACUACUCGUGCAGUAAUGUUUCUAUGGUUAUUAACACGUGUUUAGUAAUUCAGAUAAUGUUUAGUAAUUCAGAUACUGUUUAGUAAUUCAGAUAAUGUUUAGUAAUUCGGGUAAUGUUUAUAUGUCAGUCAGACAUUACUGUGCUGCUCACUCACAACUGCUCAUCUACAUUCUACAACAAGCUAUCUUUGCAUUGUCAGGCAGAGAGCUGCACUUGCUGACAUCUGUCAUCUUGUGGUCAGCCACGUGACAGACAAUCGAGAUGCACUGAGUUAGUGUUUAGUUCUGCCCACAAUCGUGACACGUGGCCCACAAGUCCAGAUGUACACAAAUGCAUGAUCUGGUGAACUGGUGAAUCUGGUGAUCUGGUGAUCCGGAAACUUCGUGUAAUUGGUGAUUAUAUUUAGUGAUUGAUGAUUAUUUCUGUUGCGUGGCUAAUGAUUUAGUUACAUGGUGUGAUGUAGCAUACGUGACAUAUGACACAGCAGCGCACACUAGUACUUGUGUCAGUGUCAGUGCCGAUCCUGCUACACUUGUAGCCGAUAAUGUAGUAAACUCUUUGGAAGGUGAAGCAGACAUCACGGCACCUGCCACAUGUAGCGAGUUUCAUGGACCUGCGCAAGAUGUUUAUGUUGUUGUCAGUAAGUUGGUCACUUGGUGUACAACAAUUAACCGUGGAAUGUCAGUCACGUAUUGUGACACACACCGUCAUACACUGGGUGAGGCUUGAAAGGCUCGGUGACAGCAUGUUACACGAUGUUCCACGUUGUUUAUGGAGCACCUUGUGUCAUGUUGGUCACGUUACACGCUGUCACGUCACUCGCGUUACGCGCUGUGUCACGUCACUCGUCAUUUGACAGAAGCACGACGCCGACAGGACACACUGGUGUGACAAACUGUGGGUGUGACAUGCAGGUAGCCCACUGUAUUGUAGUGACACUGUGUCACCGUCACAGACGUUUGCCGAGUGUAUUUUGGAAGCGAUGAUGUUGGAUGACAACAUGUCGUCAGUCAGUGUCACCUUAGCAAGGUCAGGGUCACUUGUAGAGUAGCUCAGUGUGGUUCUCGCGUGUUAUGCCAUUCAUAUAUAAUUGAUGACCACCA